Messenger RNA from Colletotrichum karsti, 1347 nucleotides. RefSeq names its product alanine--glyoxylate aminotransferase. Lineage: Eukaryota; Fungi; Ascomycota; Sordariomycetes; Glomerellales; Glomerellaceae. The transcript is spliced from 5 exons. Gene Ontology annotation, molecular function: L-alanine:glyoxylate transaminase activity; L-serine:pyruvate transaminase activity. The record is from RefSeq and is a predicted model, not a curated record. Bases 1 to 1347 code for a protein of 448 amino acids. Gene Ontology annotation, cellular component: peroxisome.
AUGCACGUUCCCCUCAGGCGGCUCCAGCUCCCGCUCCCUCUCCGCAGAUUGGCAAAGGAGGGGAGAAUGCCCCUCCAUAACCUUAACAACCCCUCAUCAGCCCGGGUAUCUCUCAUCUCGCGGCACCUGCGACAACCGGAACUGCAGACCACUACUUCAACUGCUCAGCAACAACGUCUACAGUCCACCAUGUCUACUCAACCAGCCCACCCUAGGCUCCUCAUCCCGGGGCCCAUCGAGUUCGAUGAUGCGGUCCUGCAAUCCAUGAGCCACUACAGUGAGAGCCACGUCGGCCCCGGCUUUGUCAACACCUUCGGCGAGGCGCUGUCCAUGCUGCGCCAGCUCUUCCAGACCACCGACUCCCAGUCACAACCCUUCGUCAUCUCCGGCUCUGGUACCUUGGGCUGGGAUAUCGUCGCCGCCAACCUGGUCGAGGCCGGCGAGGACGUCCUCGUACUGGCCACCGGCUACUUCAGCAAUGGCUUCACCGACUGCUUCAAGACCUACGGAGCCAACGUCACCGAGUUGAGAGCCCCCGUUGGCACCCGCCCCCAGCUUCCCGAGAUCGAGAAGGCGCUGUCCGAGAAGAAGUACAAGGUCCUGACCGUCACCCACGUCGACACUUCCACCGCCGUCCUCAGCGAGCUCAAGGACCUUGCGGCUGUCGUCAAGAAGGUGUCCCCUGAGACCCUCAUCAUCGUCGACGGUGUCUGCAGUGUGGGCGUCGAGGACAUCAAGUUCGACGAGUGGAAGCUGGACGGUGUUAUUACUGCCUCCCAAAAGGCGAUCGGUGUCCCUGCCGGUCUGUCGAUAUCCAUGUUCAGCGGAAAGGCCAUGCAGUCUUUCCAGAACCGCAAGACCCCGCCGGCGUCCUACUUUGCCUCGCUGAAGAACUGGACUCCUAUUAUGCAAAACUACGAGGCAAAGAAGCCCUCCUACUUCGCGACCCCUUCUCCUCAGCUGAUCCACGCCCUCCAUACCGGCCUUACCCAGAUCCUCGCCCGUCCCCUGUCUGAGCGCUUCGCCAAGCACAAGGAGGUUUCCGACAAGGUCAAGAAGGCCGUUGCAGACCUUGGACUGAAGCAGGUUGCCGCGAAGCCCGAAGACCAGGCCCACGGCAUGACCGCCAUUUACCUCCCCGAGACCGUCAAGGCCACUGAGCUGCUGCCCAGCUUGGCAAAGAAGGGAAUUGUGUUUGCUGGUGGUAUUCACAAGGAGAUUGCGCCCAAGUACAUCCGCUUUGGACACAUGGGUGUUAGUGUGACGGACCCCAACCGAAAGGAUAUCGACAACGCCAUCAAGGCGCUGCAGGACAGCCUGACGGAGGUUGGCUACCAGAAGCCGUAG